Parus major (Great Tit) is the source of this 540-nucleotide messenger RNA. Its product is annotated as tyrosine-protein kinase JAK3-like. The transcript is spliced from 3 exons. Lineage: Eukaryota; Metazoa; Chordata; Aves; Passeriformes; Paridae. Gene Ontology annotation, cellular component: cytosol. Gene Ontology annotation, biological process: cell surface receptor signaling pathway via JAK-STAT; cell differentiation; peptidyl-tyrosine phosphorylation. The record is from RefSeq and is a predicted model, not a curated record. The annotation marks the transcript as partial. Gene Ontology annotation, molecular function: ATP binding; non-membrane spanning protein tyrosine kinase activity; cytokine receptor binding.
CUCGGAGCCCUUCAGGGGCACUUUGGGGGUCCCACACCCCCCUGAUCCCCCCUUCUCCCACCCUCCCACAGAAGCUGGAAUUCUACCGGAGCCGCCAGCAGCUCCCGGCUCCCAAGUGGCCGGAGCUGGCGGCGCUGGUGGCCCAGAGCAUGGAAUACGAGCCCCAGCGCCGGCCCUGCUUCCGCGCCCUCAUCCGCGACCUCAACGGCCUCAUCAGCUCCGACUACGAGCUGCUCUCGGACCCGUCCCCCACGGAUGCGGCGCUCCGGGACGGCUUUUGGGGACGCGAUUCCCUGGAUCCCGAGCGCUUCCAGGAGCGGCACCUCAAGUACAUCUCGCUGCUGGGCAAGGGGAAUUUUGGGAGCGUGGAAUUGUGCCGCUACGACCCCCUGGGUGACAGCACGGGCGAGUUGGUGGCGGUGAAGAGGCUGCAGCAGGACUCGGCCAAGGAAAUCCGGGAUUUCGAGAAGGAGAUCCAAAUCCUGCACUCGCUGCAGCACGAGUUCAUCGUCCGGUACCGGGGCGUCUGUUACAGCCGCG